UCUGUCAGUUCUGCUAGUUAAACGUGUUGUUGUCGUCAUCACUCAUUACGUUCACUAAUUUUGUAAUAUUGUAUUAAUCCAUUUUCGAUGAAUUUUUUCAUUAUUACGUGUAUGUGUAUGUGUGUUUAUCACAUAAAAUAUGCGUAAUCGAAUUUCUUUCAUUUGCGGAAUUUCCUGAAUCAGAAUUAAUUACGUUAUAUCAAUAAAAAUGGUGCUGUUUACCUUUAGGGGAUUUCCAACAAUUAAUCGAUUGUUGUUCUUUUUUGGACAAUGUUUCACGUGUCGACGAGCAAUGGUCAACAAACUCUGGCAUCGAGUCUCACGAAAAUGGUCACGUUUAAAGCCCGAACCGCCGCACGCUCGUCUUUUCUCCGAAUGCCGGUAUCAGGAGGAAGUUCGUCCAUGGUAUCUGUACUAUCGAUGGUUGAUGUUCCUCGCAUGGACGGCGAUAAUCGUCUGCUCGAUAUUUGAGCUCGGUAGCUAUCAACCGCACGGCAAUAAUCAUCUCUGGGGUAUUUAUCUGACAAAUUGGGAUUUAGUUUUUGGAUUGUCACAAUCAUUCUUCGGUGCCUUGAUAGUAACACGACGAUGGAAAUUGCAAAAAUGUUGCAAUUUCGAUGCAACAAGUCUCGAAUUAAGUCCAUUGUUGAGAAUCUAUUGGUUCCUCUAUGUGGUCACGUGUACACUGGCAUUGAGUGUGACAAUUAUUUACUGGAGUGUUGUCUACAAUCCAAAUAUUCACUCGGUCGAUUUUCUCAAUAUACUUUUGCAUGUGUUUAACAGUAUUCUAAUGAUUAUCGAUAUGUGUAUGGUGAAAAUUCCAAUAUUUUUGUUUAGCGUCUGGUGGUGUUUGAUUGUGGCGUUGCUCUAUGUUUUGUUCUCAGUUAUUUAUUACGCUGCCGGCGGUGUCGAUAAAUUAGGGAAUCAUUUUAUUUACGCGAUACUCGAUUGGAAGAGACCAAUGAGAACAUUGAUUGUCUGCUUGGCGGUUAUGACUUUUUUGUUAAUUGUUCAUGGUGUGUUUUGUCUUCUUGCAAAAUUAGCCGAUCGUGGUUGUACUCGACGGAAGACUAUUGAUAUUACAAAGACAAUUUCAACGAAAAGUGUAGAAGUCAUUGUCUGAAACGUUACUUUCAGUAUUAUUUUAAAUGAAUUCAAGAGAGAAUAUUCUUACCAUUUAGGUAAAUUUAAACAUUUAGAGAAAAUUUUGGUAUUUAUAUUUCUCGAUUGAAAAAUUUAUUCUUGUGAAGCAAAAGUCCUUUAUCGAUAUAUUUUAAGAAAAAAGUACAAGUAUUGUUGAUCUUUUUUUAAUCUAUACCGAUAAAAGUAUUUUUUUCAAGUUAUGUUUUUAUUCUUUAGUAUUGUUGACGAAAAAAUUUGAUGAAAGCGAUGUGUUCAGACAUUUCUUCUGCUCAAGAUUAUAUUUUAUAAUUAUGUAUAUUCUAUAUACUAAAAAGACUGUCUCAAGUUGCUUUUAUUGCAUCUUGAUAAUUAGGAAUACAUAACAUGUAAAAUAUGUGAAUCAUAAAGAUUUAUAUAUUUAUAACAUUCCAUGUUUUUAAUUAAUAAUAACAAUGUCCAUGUCAGCGAUUUUGAGCGUUUUUUUUAUUUUUUUUAUUAAAACAAAGUGAUACCUCUCUAAUUUUUUAAGUAGUUAAUAGUCUUUUUUGAUAAAAAAAAAAGUUUUGCAUACGCAAGUCGAAUAUUAUAAAUGUAAUCUAACAAAAAGAAUCAUAUUGUUUUAUAGUGAAAAAAUUGUGUAUGUGAAAUAGAAAUAAAAAAAUUUUUUUAAAUAUUAAA
Molecule: messenger RNA, 1800 nt
Organism: Leptopilina heterotoma
Lineage: Eukaryota; Metazoa; Arthropoda; Insecta; Hymenoptera; Figitidae
Product: protein rolling stone-like
Exons: 2
Coding region: 209-1123 (304 amino acids)
Cellular component (GO): membrane
Source: RefSeq, a predicted model, not a curated record